UAUGACACCAGUCCAGUAGCAGAAGGCGAGGCGUGGAUUCAGAGAUUUCACCAACUCCUUCAGUAAAGCACAUAUUCCUCUUCAAAAGCCACAAUCUCCGCCAUAAUCGACCUCAGAUGACGCUUGAUUAAAUGAUAGACGACCAAACAUCCGCAUUCGCUCUCUCUUUACCGUAUCAUAUGAGGUUUUGCUAAUCGUUUGGUGUCGUCUCUCCAGUUUAGAGUGUUGUGUGUUGUCCUAGUUGCACGAUAUAAUCCAGCUAGCUCGUCAUGUGGCUGGCUAGCGAGUUUGCGAGCCGUUAAUCGAGCCAUGUUAUGAAGAAACUGACUGAAGAACAAGAAACUGGGGAAGACAUGGACUUGCAUGCAGAAAAUCAGGAAUCAGAGCACAGCCGAUUGUCUCACCGAAGUGAUGCGAAGAUCUUGGAAUCUCCUCAACAUUCUGGGAAACAGGAGAAAUACUGGAAAGACAUUGGGAGCUCGGCUGGGGAUCAUGCACGAACCAGAACACAAGAGCCGAAUGGAGACCCAGACCGCGAUCGGUGUUCGGAUGGAGAUCGCAGCAGUGCCUCUUUCUACUCGGAUGAUUAUGAAAACAUCUCGCACUCGGAUCGGUCGCUCUCGUCAGCCUCUCCAUCUCCACACAGAAAAGGCAGAUCUAAGAGAGUGUCCAGCAGCCCCUUACAUCGAGCAGGUGUGCAUAAAGGUGUGUCACGCCGUCUCCCACCCCAUCAUCCUCAGCAGCAAUCAGGAGGCAUCCGAUCACAAAGUUUGAGUAAAGACGCUCCGUCCAAAGAAGUGGACCCCGUCACCAAGCGCAUGCUUUCUGCACGUCUGCUAAAGAUCAACGAGUUGAAGAACGCAUUGUCUGAGCUGAGGCUGCAUGCAGACAAGCUGCAGCGUGAGAACCGUUUACUGCGACAGCUACAGCUGCGGCAAGAGAAAGCUCUCCAUCGCUACGAUGACACCGAGAGCGAGAUCUCUCAGCUGCUGUCUCGUCACAACAAUGAGACGCACGUGCUCCGCGAGAGGCUGCGACGCAGUCAGGAGAACCAGCGCACAGCUGAACGCAGCCUCAGGGAAACGGACGUCCAGCUCCAGCGCUGUCGCAGCCAGCUUCAGAAACUGCAGCAACUUGCAGAUGACCAGAAUCUUGGAGAGAGGGAGGAACUGUCACGAAAACUGAUGUACGCUCAAGGCAAAUUACAAGAAAGUGAACACAGAGUAAAGGAAUUGGAGAAGAACAUGGAGCUGAGUAGUGGGAGCUUUCAAAGGCAGCUAGCUAAUGAGAGGAGGAGAACUCACGAUGCACAACAGGAAGUUAAAGCCCUACAGGAGGAAGUGGAGAAACUUUGCACUAAACUAAAGGAAAAAGAAAAGGAGCUGGAUACUCGUAACAUCUACGCUAACAGGAUGCUUAAAACUUCUUCCAGAAAAGAAGCAGAGAAUGGCAGCAAACGGAAAGGCUCCAAUACAACCAGCACUAAAGGAGUACAGACAGAAGACAGAACGUCCUCAUUGGACUUCCCAUCGCCACCUCCAGCUCUUACCAACGGAAUCCCACCUGACAACCAGGCCGAUGACUACCUCUCCCUGAAGCAGGAUCAACAAGAAAAAGAGCAGAGACUGAGAGAAGCAAAGGAAUGGAAGAUCCAACAGUUUUGGAAAGAAAGGGAGAAUGAAAGAGGCAUGGAAUCUGUGAUGGAACAGACAAGGGAGAAGGAGAGAGAAACGGAGAUGCUGAAAGUCAAGGAGAGGCAAAGACUAGAUCAACAGCCCAGCUCAAAUGAGAAGAACUUUAAGGGAAACAGAGGCCUGGACAGAGAGGAAGAAGAUUGGAGGAAUGGCCUGUCUAUAUCUCCAAAGGAGGAAGAGAGCAGGAAGCAGCGUGAACUGGAAGAGUUACAACAUAAAGCGAGAAAUCUGGAGAUCCAGGCCAAUCAAGAAGAGUGUGCGGAAGAGGAACGCCAGCGCAAAGAGCAGCUAUUGCUUAAGAUGCAUGAGAUCGACAUGCAGACUCAGGGUCAAGACUCAGACUUCUUCUCUGAUGACACGGGAAGUGUCCGCUCUCCUCUACGGUUGUCAGAGAAACGUAACCACAACGGUAUUUUUAAAUGCACAGAGCCAGAGGAGAACACAAACACAUUUGGGAGUGGGAGAAGAGGAGGUGGUCACAGAGCACAAGGACCUAUUGCGGAUCUUGAUCUUUCUUUUGGCAGCUAUGCCCCUUCUUUUGGUAAAUCUGCCCCCCGUACAGGUUUGGGCACACGAAACACAAAUCAGUCACCUCGAGAAGCGGAUGAAGGGCUUGAUCUGAGUGGCCUGGUCAAAGAAAGGAAGUCCAACCUCAUGCAGCAGCUUUUUGGGGCCACAGCCACUCCACCUCCUUCAGAUCCAUCCAGCAAGAUGGAGAUUCUAGACCCCCCUCUAACAACCCAGUUCCCAUCAGGACCAGUGAAUGGACGGAGGAGGGACUCGGACACACCAAAUGGACUAAACAUCAGUUCUCUCCCCAACAAUAGAAGCACUCUACAAGUCUCUGAGAGCCGACCCACAGUCAGGGCCAUUACAUCGUUUGAUGAUGACAUAGAGGAAGUCGCACUCUGAAUAGGGCACUUUUAUAGUCAAUAUGAAGGAAUCAGUUUCUUGAAA
Molecule: messenger RNA, 2651 nt
Organism: Rhinichthys klamathensis goyatoka
Lineage: Eukaryota; Metazoa; Chordata; Actinopteri; Cypriniformes; Leuciscidae
Gene: lca5
Product: lebercilin LCA5
Exons: 8
Coding region: 315-2606 (763 amino acids)
Biological process (GO): intraciliary transport
Cellular component (GO): axoneme
Source: RefSeq, a predicted model, not a curated record